UUUUUUCUCUAUGCAGCAAUCGGAGAUUUUCAACCGAGUUUUGAUGUGCCGUCUUUUGUCUUUUCUUCCGAAUCCCAUUAAUUAAUUAAUGAUUCGGACAUAUUAAUCGCGUCAGUUUUUGCAUUCGCGUAGUCGCUAGUGAACGCAAUCUCAUUCGUACCUAUACUCACCACUAGUGAUCUAGUUUCGGCUAUCUUCGCUCAGUAAUAAGUAACGUGAUUAUAACCUCAACUUCAAGCUCUGUCGAAGUUUCUAACUAAUUUGCCGAUCUUUUUACUUUUCCACUUUUACCACCUCGAACUUUGCGUUUUCUGUUUCGUCGAACUUCGCCGAAGAUACUUUUCAAGUCAAACAAAACCUGCAAUCCGUUGUUUAAUCGGAACUUAGCGGUCUAGGUAUGCCCAGCAGCAGCAAAGUCACAUCUUCAGUAUCCCUGUAAUGUUAUUUCCCUGUCUGCGAAAAUGUCUAUUCAGCCGCUGUCUUCCAGGAACAAGUCUGAUUAUGAGUUCGUUAGUGUUGAUGACGACCUGAGCUCUAUCUUCAACACAAUGGAUGAUGAAACGGAUCUUGUGCGUUUCUCUGAUGAUUUGUCUCCAUGCUCAGGUGUUGGACUCAGCGUAACGUGUUCAACAUCUAUGGAUGAGUGUUACGAUGUGGAUGUAGAAAGCACGGACGAACCUUCUGCCUCGACAUCUUCCCUCUCAUUCGGAAUGGAUUCUUUCAACCUGAAGGGACAAUCCUCUCCGGUCUCCAUGUUUUAUCCUCAAAUAUCGAGCUACGAUAUUCACCCUUUGCUAUUGAAUAAUCGCCGCUCUUCUGACGGAGAAGAUGAUGAUAUUGACAAUGAUGAGCCAUUAAUUACUGAUUCGGACUCUGUCCUCGUUUUGCCCGAUCACCACUUACUUAUGGAGCCUGUGCGGCACAAAAACAAGCACAAACAGAAAUCAGCCAAGCGAAAAAACACAAGCAGCACAUCAUCCCUGUUUGUCUCGGUGAAUCAGUCGGAUGAGGUAGACACAAGCGACUAUUCCAAUAGCAAAGCUCGCAAAGCCUUUUAUUGUCGUGCAUGUGCAAAAGCAUUCAAAUUUCAAACAUCUCUUUUACGUCAUAACAAUAAGGUACACAUCAGUAAAUAUCAGUGUCCAACUUGUAGCAGAGUCUUUUCUCGUCAAGCUUAUUUAGAUGUACAUACUUCAAAGCAAGGAAGCUCUUGUUUUCUUGGCAACUACUCCAAGAAUCAUAAGUAGAGAAUUCAUAUCUAAUUUGGUGAAGUAUGUAACUGGAUUACGCUAUUCAUAAUUGUUAUCAUAGAGCUCUUUUUUGGGGGCUCCUUACUGUUUCUCUCUGAUCCUUUUCUUUUCAUAAAGUUUUUUCAUCUACCCAGUCACAUUCAAAAUUAUCAUGAUUAUCAUUUCUUUUUCUCGUUAUGUCACAUUAUACUCUCCCAUCAGUCACUGUCUCACUGAUCUGUUGUAUAAUUCUUCAUUUAAUUUAAGUACUCAUCAUGGUAUGUUCUACAGAAGUCAAAAAGUAACAACCUUCAAUUUUCGUCUGAAGUAAAUAAAUGUCUUUAUCAUUUUAAGUAAUUUUAUUACUUGCAAUUCAAUUUUUUUCCAUCAAUUCACGAGCUAUUGGUUAGCUUUUCCAAUUCAGGAUCAGGAAAAUUAUGGUUGGAUAUUGAUUAUCGUAUGUUCAGCCUGCAGCAGGAUUUAUGAUGGCAUCUUGGUAAAGAUCAGUUGCUCAAUAAUUUUUCAAUUUUGAGUACAGUUGCUCCAGCACAGGUGCCAUUUUAGCUUCUCAUUUUAAGUCAAGAUGCGAAUAUUGUUGCAGAUAGCUUUUUUGGUUUAUUUUUUCAAGUCAAAUUUUGCCCCAGCCUGAGAACAAGUUCAAAACUUAUCCUAAAAAUUUUCAAAAUAGGGAUGGAGUAGGAAAAUUUUGAUCUCCAACAUAUAAUGCAAAAUUAAAAUUACAUUAGGUACUUUUAUUUAAAUUCUCUAAAAAUAGUUGGCAUUUCAUCGAUUUUGGCAGAAUUAUUUGGCAAAAUUAAAAUGAGUUUAUGACAAAACUCAACUUCCUAAAUUUCAAAGGUGCAAGCAAUUCUAACUCAAAAUACUGGGGCUGGAUUAUACCUUGCAAAAAUUAGCUGUAUUUUGCUGAGAAAGAUAGGACUGAUAAAGCAACAGUGCUUUGUGAGGAAGCCUUCUUAUAAUUCACUGAUUUUACAAUUGAAAUCUCAGUCGAAUGGAAGGAAGAGACAUUUUAGGAAAAAUAUCAAUGUUCGUGAGUGUGAAUAAAUCUUAUUUCAAAGUAAACUUGGCGAAAAUAUUGAUCUCAUGAAGUCAGUUUUAACCCUUGCAACAUCUGUUUAAACUUUCCACAGGGUGAUCCUAAAAUCCUGCACCAUCCCUUUAACCCCCAAGGCUCUUGUCCUUUUUAGGGUGGUUCCUUUAAAAUUUCAGUGGUUUAUUAAAGUUGUUCCCUUUGACUGAGAACUACUCACUAAAUCUUAAGUCUCCAUCGCGAUGUCUUCAGAGGCUACCGGAGCAAUGCCUGGUGCUGGUUGUGUGGGGCUUUGGCAUCACCCCGUGUAGCCAUGGAACUUAGUGUAUUAGUAUAUAUAUUUUCCAAAGGCAAAUACACUACUUGAGUUUCAAGCUGGUUUUUCAUGUGUUAAGGAUAAUUUAAUUGAUCUCCUUCAUUUUCUGUAGCUUCAACUGAGACCUUCCACUUAUAUAUGUUUGGUCCCCUCCGUCGCAAGUUGUAGUUUAAUGAGGAAAAUAUCACUAUAUUUUGUCAUUACCUUUUUUUCAAACUUUGUGAACGAACCGUUAAAUACCUCUAAACAAUUUAUAACCAUAUUUAAAACAAAACAAGCAGAAAGGAAUCCAAAACAUUACAAAGUUGCUAAGAUUUCAUGACUUUUUAUCUUGCAGGAAAGACUGAAACAGGAUGACAAAUUCUUAAAUAAUCCGAUGAUAAAAUUUAGAAAAGUCAAAUAAUUUUUUUUAACCGAGUAAAGUCAGAGGGAAAGCUCGGAAACUUUACUAUCAAAGUGAAUUUCAAUCUGCAAUAGUAAAUUUUCUUUCUGUAUUUUCGGAAUUAACGUUUUCGUUAAUCAUUAUUUUCAAGUUCAUUCACCUGCAAGCUUUAAGUUAAUUUUAAAAUAAGAAGGAAGUGUUAAAUUGCCCUCUGUGAUGUCUUUAUCCGUCAGUCAUCCAUUCAAUUGAAAAGAGAAGCUGCUGCCCCUAGGUUUUUUAAUUUUUUUUCUUCUUCUUCAGUGAUUUAGUCAUACAAUUUUAGCAAUAUUGCAAUGUGAUUGAUCCUUCCUGUCUGACUUGGUCCAUCUUAAAUAUGUAAUAACUAUCAAGUCAGAAACAAGAUACCACUUGCUCUCAUCCAAAAACCACAAUACAUUUACUGAAAUAAGGAAUUUUUUAUUGCUUAUCAAUUGACAACUCCUAAAGGUCAAUCUUUCAUAUUUAUCUUUAUAAUUUUCCAAAUUUGUAAAAUGGACUAAGGCAGGUUAUCUCAGGUAAUCCAUUUGUCUGCAGCUUCCUUUGUUUAAUAAGGUUUAAACAAGAUCAAUUCCCACUCUUAGAUUUAUUUACUGAUUGUUUCCUCUCUAUUUUCAAUUGCAGCAAAUUCAAAAAGUGGUAUUUGUCCUACUUUGAAAAUUGAAAAUCAAAUGAAAGGUGUCAUCCCUAUUUGCUCACAAUGAAUUUACUUCUCGUCACCGUUUCUUAAAAGUUUGCUUCCAAUGUGAAUUUUCUAUCUUAAUCCAUUCUAUUUCUUAUUCUAUUAUUUUUUCUUUUUGGUCAAUGUUGUCAAUUAUUCUCAUGGUCCAAAUCUAGUAAUCUUAUCCUAAUGUAAAUCUUUGUCCGUAAAUCAGUUAGACUUUCUGGUAAUAGAACAGUGAAUGAUGUUGUGACUGAAGCUUUUAUGAUACAUACUUGAGAGCGUUUUUUUUGUUUGUUUUUUUUUUUUUGUUUUUUUUUUUUUGUAAAACGAACGUUUCAUGAAGAACGAAUAUGAAGUCAAUGCUUUUUGUAAUUGUUCCAGUAAAUAGUUUAAGAACCCCCUUCUGCAGCACCUGCAAUAAGAUGAUGGUGGGCGAGAGAAAAGAACUUACUCUGUCGCAAACAGUCUGCCAGCAUUGAUUUUCAUGUCUGACUUUUCUCAAAUUGUGAAGUUCGACUCAAUUUCCUCCAACAUUUUCAAAAAUUUCUUGCAAAAAUUUUAAGUUUCAUCCAUGAAGCGAAGGAAGAGAAAAAAUAAAUUUUGCAAUUAUGAUACUUUUUUUGUCCUUUCCACUGUCAACGUAAAAAAGUCCACAUCACAUGAUAAGCGAACAGAACAAUGGUAAAGCACAAGUAUACCAGAAUCUUUUAUAGACUUCCCACAUGUUUCUCAUCAGUAAAAUUAUCAAAAGCUAAAAAUAUAUAAUUCUACUAAACUCAGCAGGUAUUUGUUUUUAUAUCAAAUGCAAACAAGUAUUUGUCAAAAAUGUUGCUUCUUGGGCAGAGUUCACUGAAAGAGAAACAAACGAUAACAGAUGAAUAUAGCUUUGGAAUUUAAUCCCCUCAUAAGGCACAAUGUAGAAAACCAGCAACAAGUCAAAUUUUUGGUAGAAUUAAAGAUGCCUCUAAAUGCGCUCAACUUUUUUGAGAUCGUCUUUAGAAACCUCUUUGACGGUUUUGUCCGUGCGCGAUUGAUUUAACAAACCUUCAGCACAAGGAGUGUUGAUGAUUUUCAGUUCCAAGAUGUCAGUGUGGAUUAAAACAAUGCCGCACUAAAAGAUGAGCUUGCAACAAAUAGCUUUCAGUAACCUUUCAAACUUUCAUUAGGUAGCUUAUAUCCUGCUUUUGUCUCGUUGGUUUUUUCGUGUGUUUCUCUCAAGUAUUUUAUGAUUCAGCACGAGUUUCUCUACGAAAAACUCUACAUCCAACCCAAAGCAAGCGUAGAAACAGUGAUGGUGCACUUGUAUGUAUGUAUAAAGCUUUUUCUGCCACCGGUCAGUGAGUGAUUGGACAGAGAGAUCAGUAUAAGUCCUUUUUCUUGGUUUGAUUUGGAAAUAUCCAUUUUUAACUCUCUAAAUGUUUCAAAUGGUCUUCUUCCUUGAAAACAUGCCUGUAAUUAGUGUACUACUCAAAUUAAUCUUUGGAUUGUAAAGCAGGACUGUCGUAAAGAUCUUGGAUGAUGUUCAAGUUCUGUCAGUUCAUUUUGGGUUUUGGGACCGUCUAAGUCCUAAAUGUCUAGGUUUGAAGAAUAAGAGUAUUCUUCAAAAAUGAAUAGGUUUCAUCCUUUAUCAUCUUAAUUUUAUGGAAGCAAAAGUUUUAUGUUAAUUUUUCUGAACCUCUCUCUCUCUUAGUUUUUCAUGAAUUCUCCUGUUUUUAUCAACAAUUUUCCGUCAAUAAAGAAUUUAAGUGUUAAAA
Molecule: messenger RNA, 5432 nt
Organism: Bemisia tabaci
Lineage: Eukaryota; Metazoa; Arthropoda; Insecta; Hemiptera; Aleyrodidae
Source: RefSeq, a predicted model, not a curated record